AUGGGUGAUUCCUAUAGCCGUAAACAAGCGGCCAUCAAUCGACUAAGGCACCGGCUGAGAAAGAAACGAGAAUCUUUGGCGGAUCAUUUUGACUUCAAGAUGUAUAUUUUGUUUCAUUUCAAAGAUAAGAAGAAAACUUCUGCGUUAUUUGAAGUGGCUGAAGUCUUCCCUGUGAUGACCAACAACUAUGAGGAAAAUAUACUUCGAGGUGUUAGAGAAGAAGCUUAUUCUUAUGAAAGCACAAAGGAACUGUUGGAUAAAGAUGUAGUUCAGCUACAUGCCACUAGAUGGCAGUCCAUGAGAAAGGAUGUCUUGGGCUGCACUUCUGAUAUGGACUUCAUGUUAUGGCCACGGAAUGAUAUUGACAAAAUUGAAUGCUUGCUGUUUUCUCGAUGGAAAGGAGACAAUGGAACCUUUAAGCCCUUGCAGACUGUAUUUGAGUUUGCACACCAUGAAUAUGAGAAGCAGCUGCUGCAUGUUGCUGUUCGCAACCAGAAGUCAGCUUUGAUCAUCAACAAUGCUUUGCAGUCAAUGUUUCUGUUUGUGGACAAGCAUGUUAUCCAAACCAACAGUACUAAACUGAUAAUAUUUAAGUUAUGCAGUCUCUGUCUCUACCUACCACAGCAUACACACACCUCUCUUCCGUCUGCAUCUAACACAUUCACCUCUUUUGCCCACAUCUAA
Molecule: messenger RNA, 684 nt
Organism: Acanthosepion pharaonis
Lineage: Eukaryota; Metazoa; Mollusca; Cephalopoda; Sepiida; Sepiidae
Source: the annotation of a GenBank genome assembly